AUGGCUGCUAAGCUUGCUCAACUUCAAAUCAACGAAUCAGCACGUUGGACGGCAGAGAAAGAGGCUAGGUUAGCAGCAAGGGACGCGGAAAAGGCACGCGUUGGGGCUGAAAGGGCUGCUGAGAGAUUGCGCAAGGCAGAAGACCGGGCAGAAGAGAUAGAAAGGCUCAAGGGGGAGAAAGCCGCGGAUAAAUUGCGCAGGGACGAAGAAAAACAGGCAGAAAAAUCACGCGAGUUACAAGAACGGGCAUACAUCAAGGCAGCAAAAAAGGCUCGGGCGGAUGAAGACAAGGCAGCAAAAAAGGCUCGCGCAGACGAAGAAAAGAAAACAAAGGCACCAGUCAAGCAGAUUGAGGAAAGGCAGGCCGCGGGGGCACAUCUUGUCCAAACUGAAUCGGCUGUUCAUGCGCUUGAAAUUGCAGUUCAGAAAGAGUUAUCUCAGGCGCGGGUAGCACAAGAUCGAGCCCUUGUGCGCAAGAGAACGACCGAAGAGAAUAGGUUGGAUGACGAGGUAAAGGCGGCCGAUCGAGGAUUACGCCGAGCAGCUGCGGAGGCUUCCAGGGUGGCGACAGAGGCGAAGAAGCAUGCAGAAAAAGAAGCGCGUCGAGUGGACAUAGAGACCAAGAAAGUGGGCGCUCAAGCUAAACGAGUCCAACGGAAUCGACAACAUAUGGUCAAGGUGCUAUGUGACAGUCAGAUUCAAACGCCUUGUGAUGAGAUGCGCGCUCAACUUGCCAGGGGCGGCUAA
Molecule: messenger RNA, 747 nt
Organism: Puccinia triticina
Lineage: Eukaryota; Fungi; Basidiomycota; Pucciniomycetes; Pucciniales; Pucciniaceae
Exons: 1
Coding region: 1-747 (248 amino acids)
Source: RefSeq, a predicted model, not a curated record